GGUCUGGGCUAUUGAGUAGUAGUAGUAGUAGUAACUGGAAAGUCCCUAGCAAUGGCUCUGACUUCAAUACAUAGAGUCAUCAAUUUUGUAACAACUCGUCUGAAGUCCAAAACCCUGACCAGUCGAACAGUAUGUAGAUGCGAUAAUAGAGUUCGUGGAAAAGUUGUAAUCCUGACAGGUGCAACAAGUGGAAUUGGAUAUUAUACUGCUUUGGACUUGGCAAAGAAAGGGUCGCUGCUAUAUCUUGCAUGCCGCAGUGAUGAGAAGGGUAGAGAAACUGUAAAAGAUCUGCGUACAUUGACUGGUAACAAAGAAAUCCACUACCUGCAUCUGGAUCUCUCUAGAUUAUCCUCAAUAGCAAAUUUUGUCACAGCUUUUGAAGACAGAGAGAAAAGACUGGAUGUGCUCAUAAACAAUGCUGGCAUAUUUCAUCAUCCAUCAUAUCUGACUGAGGAUGGCAUAGAAGUUACAUACCAAACCAAUUUUCUUGGUGCAUAUAUGCUGACAUCAAAAUUAAAAAAUAUCCUAAAAAAUACUCCAUCAUCACGUGCUGUGUUUGUGUCGUCUGAAUCACACCGUUUGGUGUCGACUGAGGAUGUGAAAAACUUUGAUUGCAUCAAAGUAGUAGAAUUAAAGGAGUUCGAUGAUUAUGUGAAGCAUUAUGCUAUCUCAAAAUUGGCGGUUCAUAUGUAUGCUGAUCAUCUUUCUAAAGAGGUUCCAGGUGUGUCUGUUAUACUAGUUAACCCUGGCAAUGUGUGGACCAAUAUUUAUCAGAACUGUUGGGUUACCUGGAGAUACCUUACAACUCGAAUCAGGUGUGCCCUUUACAUGCGACAUCCUGUAGAAGGUGCCCAGUCAACAAUUCAUGCUGUUAAUUUUCCAGGAGGUACCAGGUGCUAUAUAACUUGUCCAGUUUUGUUUAUUUCCACAAUCGUUACUGCAGCCGCAGGAAUCUGUGCACACGAGAUAAUUUUUCUUGCACCCACAUCUGAAUCUUCAACAUGAGCUAUUGCAAAAACAUCUCUGAAGCUCUGAUAGGGCCUCUGAAGCUGGUGGAUUGUUGCAGAAAAUUGGCUUUUAAGUGCCCAUCUUUAAGGUUCCAUAAGUAGUCGGUUGCUGGUGGAACAUGAUGACUUCAUACAAGUGAUA
Macrobrachium nipponense is the source of this 1149-nucleotide messenger RNA. Its product is annotated as retinol dehydrogenase 11-like. Gene Ontology annotation, molecular function: oxidoreductase activity. The transcript is spliced from 8 exons. NCBI's taxonomy places the organism in Eukaryota, Metazoa, Arthropoda, Malacostraca, Decapoda, Palaemonidae. The coding region runs from base 52 to 1005 and encodes 317 amino acids. The record is from RefSeq and is a predicted model, not a curated record.